AUCUAAGCCCAAAAUCAUUCCACCCACAUACAGGAAAUACAAUAGGUGUCCAAACAUCACCAACAACUACCCAACACCAUUGGUACAGAAACCCAUCUUCAGAGAUACCGUGGAGUCCCCACAAUUGGGAUGAGAACUCGACCCAAACCAUGACGCCACUCAACUUCGAGGAUACUUCUAGUAUUGAUACCUUUCCCCUGGCCACCUUUCACACAGACUCUCUACAACCAGACACAACAACAACACCUGACUGGCAGAGACUCAACACAAUCAUAAAUCAACGAUCCAACAGAGCUCGCCACAACCAGAACCCUGCUGUCACCGAAAAAAUUCUUCGAGCUACCAACUACCAUUGGGUAGCAGGACAACUCGAGCAUCCCCUAACUCGAACCAACUAUCAUUGGGAAGUUCCGUGCCAAACCAUCUAUGUGCCUACUCCAACAGAUAUCGUCCCUUUGGAUGACAUCUCCAUGAGCAGCCUAGACACAUUGGUUUCCACUACAAUGAUGACUGACGACCAUUCUUUGCAAGACACCUUCAGCAUUUCCACAAUCUCCGACUUUAGUUUCGAAGAACACAACAACCCUGGCUUCACACACACCACACCACCUCACGAUAAUGCGAUGGGCACAACCGACAUUGUCACUACUCCAAUACACCCAGAACCUACAAAUCUCUCCCUUACGGAUGAGGUACACCGAAUAGUGACAGGAACCAGCCAAAAGUUUGUCCCCCACCCUCCUUUUGAUGUCGUAGCUACAGAUGCCUUCAAAGGCCUCAAACGUUUUGCUACCACAGUCCGCCUCAAAGAAGAUUUCAUCAACCAACAAAAACAAAAACACGAACAACUCAACCAACCAACAUCCAAUUCUAGCUCUUUCCAUCUAUCUCUGCACUACAGUUGGUCUCAAAACAACCUCAAACCCACCCGCUGUUGUGGACAGCACAAGGCAGCCAUGACUUGGAAUUGUUCCUCAAAGAUCUUAAUAGAGCAGUGCUCAAUAUGGUUUAUGCUACCAACACAUUACUUCUCUGACCCAACCACCCAGACAUCCACACAUGCAACACUUCUCAAAACAAUCCAGAUAUUGUAG
Molecule: messenger RNA, 1094 nt
Organism: Seminavis robusta
Lineage: Eukaryota; Bacillariophyta; Bacillariophyceae; Naviculales; Naviculaceae
Source: the annotation of a GenBank genome assembly